AUGCAGCGUCAGUCCUGGAGACGAUGCCUUCGUCUUGGCGGCCGGUCACAUCUCCCUUGUGGGAGUCUUCCCCGCUUCGCUUUCGGAACCACUUUGAAGGAGUCGACUCCACCCGCCUGGUGGUUGAGCGGCCAGCCUCGGAAUGUCUUUAGAAGCAGGGCUGAGGUAGAGCUCCUCUCGCAGUUGGCAGUGCUACUGAUGCCUGAUGAGCCCAUUGCCGAGGCCUUCCGUGAUUUUUCGGUGAAGAAAUGCAGCGAGUGGGGUUCUAGCAGAUUGUGCCCGGAUUUGUCAGCAUAUGGUGUGCUGAAAGCAACCGAGGCUGCCCUGUUCAUUGAGUACGAUGGCUAUUAUCGGCACAUGGAGCCGCCGGGCUUGGCUACAGACACUCGAAAGACGAGCGCGCUGCUGAAGUUCGCUCCUGCAGGAUCUGUCGUAGUACGUAUCGCGCACAAGGAGCGACGGUGGAAGGACAAAUCCACGCAAGUAUUGGUGGACUGUUGGCAGUCCGAAGACGUGCCCUCUCUUCGCAAAACGGUGCGGCAAGUUGUAGUUUCUUUGCUGCAGUCGUGUCGUGCUGAGCUGGUGCCCAGCCUCGUUUCACUGCUGGAGCAACGUGCCCCAUCGCAAAUCGACAGGGAAGCAACAACCUUUGCAGUGGACGCAGAGUUGGUGGGCAGUGCGUUUAGCAGCAACAGACUAGCAGUUCAAGAGUUUCUCCAGAAGGACACACAGCUGACAACAGUCCAAGUUGCCAAGGCCAUUGCUAGGUUUCCUACAGUGCGUGGCUGCAGCGUUGAGGCAAAUCUGGGGCCGACAGUCGAAUGGAUCAAGGGGCUGGGCCUGAGCCACUCGCAUGUUGCCAAGGCGAUCGCGACCUAUCCGCCGGUGCUUGGCUUGAGCAUUGAGGCAAAUCUGAAGCCAACAGUCAAGUGGAUCAAAGGCUUGGGCUUGAGCCAGUCGCAGAUUGUCAAGGUGAUCGCGACCUUUCCCCCAGUGCUUGGCUUGAGCAUUGAGGCAAAUCUGAAGCCAACAGUUGAGUGGAUCAAAGGGCUGGGCCUGAGCCAGUCGCAGGUUGCCAAAGUUAUCGUGACCUUUCCCUCAGUACUUGGCUUGAGCAUUGAGGCAAAUCUGAAGCCAACAGUCAAGUGGAUCAAAGGCUUGGGCUUGAGCCAGUCGCAGAUUGUCAAGGUGAUCGCGACCUUUCCCCCAGUGCUUGGCUGCAGCAUUGAGGCAAAUCUGAAGCCGACAGUCGAGUGGAUCAAAGGGUUGGGCCUGAGCCAGUCGCAGGUUGCCAAGGUCAUCGCGAUGUUUCCGCCAGUGCUUGGUUACAGCAUUGCGGCAAAUCUGAAGCCGAAGGUCGAGUGGAUCCAGGGGCUGGGCCUGAGCCAGUCGCAGGUUGCCAAGGUGAUCCUCAGACAUCCGCCAGUGCUUGGCUAUAGCAUUGAGGAAAAUCUGAAGCCGACAGUCGAAUGGAUCAAAGGGCUGGGCCUGAGCCAGUCGCAGGUUGCCAAGCUGAUGUCGACAUUUCCGCAAGUGCUUGGCUUGAGCAUUGAGGAAAAUCUGAAGCUAACAGUCGAGUGGAUCAAGGGGUUGGGCUUGAGCCAGUCGCAGGUUGCCAAGGUGAUUGAGGCAAAUCUGAAGCCAACAGUUGAGUGGAUCAAAGGGCUGGGCUUGAGCCAGUCGCAGGUUGCCAAAGUUAUCGUGACCUUUCCCUCAGUACUUGGCUUGAGCAUUGAGGCAAAUCUGAAGCCAACAGUCAAGUGGAUCAAAGGCUUGGGCUUGAGCCAGUCGCAGAUUGUCAAGGUGAUCGCGACCUUUCCCCCAGUGCUUGGCUUGAGCAUUGAGGCAAAUCUGAAGCCGACAGUCGAGUGGAUCAAAGGGUUGGGCCUGAGCCAGUCGCAGGUUGCCAAGGCCGGGGCCAAGAUCGAGGCCGCCCAGCCCCCGGCCGAGCCGACCUCGGGUUCGGCGGCGUCGCCGAAGCGGAAGCCGGCGGCGAAAGGCAAAGCCAAGGCAAAGCCCUUCGCCACGACCUUCGCCACGGCCAGCCUCAGCAACCAAAUCGGCAUGUUUUCCGACUACGCCGGUUGGAUUUCCGAUGGCUCAGACCUGACUUUUGUCACGCCUGGGCUAAGCCCAGAGCGGCGCCCAGCAUCUGCUCCCAAAGGGAACAUGAGGCCUCCAUGCCGGAGAGGGCAGCCUCGUGUUAGCGCCCUCCGCCUGCUGUGCCUUCUUCUCGGAGCUGCGCUGCCUGCCUCCGUUCCGCCCCUCUGGUGGCGGAAGGGUCGACCUCGAGAGAAGUUGGGGAGCAGGGCUGAGGCAGAGAUCCUUUGCCAACUGGCCGUGCUACUGAUGCCGGAUGUACCCAUCGCCGAGGCUUUCCGUGAUUUUCCGGUGAAGAAAUGCAAACAGUGGGGUUCCAGCAGACUGUCCCCGGAUUUGACAGCUUGCGGUGUACUCAAAGCAACCGAUGCUGCCCUGUUCAUCGAGUAUGAUGGUCAUUAUCGUCACAUGGAGCCACCGGGCCUGGCCAGGGACGUGCGGAAGACCAGCGCGCUGCUGAAGUUCGCUCCUGCGGGAUCUGUCGUAGUCCGCAUCGCGCACAAGGAGCGACAGUGGAAGGACGAGUCAGUGCAAUUGCUGGUGGAGAGCUGGUGUGCUGAGCGCGAACCUUCGCUCCUGACCGUCCUAAAUCAAGUCGCUGCUUCUCUUUUGAAGGAGUGCCGUGGCAGGCUGCAUCCCACGGUAGCUUCACGCCUGGAAGCCUUCGCUGCAGAGGAAGGCAUCAACAAGGAUGCAAGUACCCACGCUAAAGAGGCCGAGCUGGUUGGCAUGUCAGACAGCAGCAGGCCGAAUUUGGAAGAGUUUCUCUGCAAGGAAGUAGGUUUGGAUACUUGGCAGGCUGCCAAGGUGAUCGCGACCUUUCCCCCUGUGCUGAGCUUGAGCAUUGAGGCAAAUUUGAAGCCGACAGUGGAAUGGAUCGAGGGCUUGGGCCUGAGCCAGCCGCAGGUUGCCAAGAUGAUCGCCAAGUUUCCUAAAGUGCUCAGCUACAGCAUUGAAUCAAACCUGAAGCCAACAGUGCGAUGGACCCGGGGGCUGGGCCUGAGCCAGUCGCAGGCCGCAAAGGUCAUUGCGAUGUUUCCGCAAGUGCUUGGCUACAGCAUUGGGGCAAAUCUGAAGCCGACGGUCGAAUGGAUGAAGGGGCUGGGCCUGAGCCAGUCGCAGGUAGCCAAGAUGAUCGCGACCUGUCCAUCAGUGCUUGGCUUGAGCAUUUCGGCAAAUCUGAAGCCGACAGUUGAAUGGAUCAAGGGGCUGGGCCUGAGCCAGUCGCAAGUUGCCAAGGUGAUCGCGAGGUGUCCCCAAGUGCUUAGCUACAGCAUUGAAGCAAACCUGAAGCCAACAGUCGACUGGAUCAAAGGGUUGGGCCUGAGCCAGUCGCAGGUUGCCCAGGUGAUCUUGCAGCGUCCGCAAGUACUUGGCUAUAGCAUUGAGGAAAAUCUGAAGCCAACAGUCGAGUGGGUCAAGGGGCUGGGCCUGAGCCAGUCGCAGGUUGCCAAGGUGAUCUUGCAGCAUCCGCAAGUGCUUGGCUUGAGCAUUGAGGCAAAUCUGAAGCCGACAGUCGAAUGGAUCAAGGGGUUGGGCCUAAGCCAAUCACAGGUUUCCAAGCUGAUCGCGACAUUUCCGCCAGUGCUUGGCUUGAGCAUUGAGGCGAAUCUGAAGCCGACAGUUGAAUGGAUCAAGGGGCUGGGCCUGAGCCAGUCGCAAGUUGCCAAGGUGAUCUUGCAGCGUCCGCAAGUGCUUGGCUUGAGCAUUGAGGCAAAUCUGAAGCCAGCGGUAGAAUGGAUGGAGGGGCUGGGGAUGAGCAAGUGUCAAGUUGGCAACUUGAUUGCAACAUUUCCUCCGGUGUUUGGCCUUCGUAUCGACACAAAUCUGUAUGCCCACUCAGGCUUUGAUUGUCCGACACUCGUUGCCUACACGACAGAGUCCCGAUCGACAUCGGCCCGGGCCAGCCCCAACCAGCUCACGACCAAGGUUAGAGACGCCCAAAAAACUGCGCCAGAGGGCGCCUCGCCCUUGCACCUGGCGGCGCAGCUGGGGAAGCCCGAGCUGGUGAGCCUCCUCCUGGAGCUCGAGGCAGAUCCCAACCUCGCGUCGACCCAGGUGGAGCUUCUCUCGCAGCUGGCAGUGCUGCUCAUGCCAAACGCGCCCAUUGCCGAGGCUUUCCGCGAUUUCCCUGUGCAAAAAUCCAAGGAGUGGGGUUCAAGCAGACUGUCCCCGGAUUUGACAGCUCACGGUGUGCUCAGAGCAACUGAUGCUGCACUCUUCAUCGAAUACGAUGGCUAUUAUCGGCACAUGGAUCCAGCAGGCUUGGCAACAGACAUUCGCAAGACGAGUGCACUAUUGAAUUUCGCUCCUGCGGGAUCUAUCGUACUGCGCAUCGCGCACAAGGAGCGACAGUUGAAGGACAAGUCCACGCAAGUAGUGGUGGACAGCUGGUAUGCUGAGCACGAGCCUUCGCUCCUGAACGCCCUCAACCAAGUCGCUGCUUCUCUUUUGAAGGAGUGCCGUGGCAGGCUGCAUCCCAGGCUAGCUUCACGCCUGGAAGCCUUCGCUGCAGAGGAAGAGGAAGGAGUCAACGAGAAUGCAAGUACCUGCGCCAAAGAGGCCGAGCUGGUUGGGAUGUCAGACAGCAGCAGGCCGAAUUUGGAAGAGUUCCUUUGCAAGAAAGUAGGUUUGAAUACUUGGCAGGUUGCCAAGGUGAUCGCGAAAUCUCCUCAAAUGCUGGGCUUGAGCAUUGAGGAGAAUCUGACGCCAACAGUCAAAUGGAUCACGGGCUUCGGCCUGAGCCAGUCGCAGGUUGCAAAGGUGAUCGCGACGUUUCCUACACUGCUUGGCUACAGCAUUGAGACAAAUCUGAAGCCAACAGUCGAAUGGAUCAAGGGGCUGGGCUUGAGCCAGUCGCAGGUUGCCAAGGUCAUCCACGGACAUCCGCAAGUGCUUGGCUACAGCAUUGAGGCAAAUCUGAAGCCGACGGUCGAAUGGAUCAAGGGGCUGGGCCUGAGCCAGUCGCAGGUUGCCAAGGUCAUCCUCGGACGUCCGCAAGCGCUUGGCUUGAGCAUUGAGGCAAAUCUGAAGCCGACGGUCGAAUGGAUGAAGGGGCUGGGCCUGAGCCAGUCGCAGGUUGCCAAGGUGAUCCUCGGACAUCCGCAAGUGCUUGGCUACAGCAUCGAGGCAAAUCUGAAGCCAACAGUGCAAUGGAUCAAGGGGCUGGGCCUGAGCCAGUCGCAGGUUGCCAAGGUGAUCGCGAGGUUUCCCCAAGUGCUUGGCUACAGCAUUGAGGCAAAUCUGAAGCCAACAGUCGAAUGGAUCAAGGGGCUGGGCCUGAGCCAGUCGCAGGUUGCCAAGGUGAUCGCGACCUUUCCCUCAGUGCUUGGCUUGAGCAUAGAGGCGAAUCUGAAGCCGACAGUUGAAUGGAUCAAGGGGCUGGGCCUGAGCCAGUCGCAGGUUGCCAAGGUGAUCGCGACCUUUCCCUCAGUGCUUGGCUUGAGCCUUGAGUCAAAUCUGAAGCCAACAGUCGACUGGAUCAAAGGGUUGGGCCUGAGCCAGUCGCAGGUUGCCAAGGUCACCGCAAGAUUUCCCUCAGUGCUUGGCUACAGCAUUGAGGCAAAUCUGAAGCCAACAGUCGAAUGGAUCAAGGGGUUGGGCCUGAGCCAGUCGCAGGUUGCCAAGGUGAUCCUCAGACACCCGCAAGUGCUUGGCUUGAGCAUUGAAGCAAAUCUGAAGCCAAGUGUCGAAUGGAUCAAGGGGCUGGGCCUGAGCCAGUCGCAGGUUGCCAAGGUGAUCGCGACCUUUCCCCCAGUUCUUGGCUUGAGCAUUGAGGGAAAUUUGAAACCAACGGUCGAAUGGAUCAAGGGGCUGGGCCUGAGCCAGUCGCAGGUUGCCAAUGUGGUCGUGACUUUUCCACACGUGCUUGGUUUGAACACUGAGGCAAACUUAACGUCAAAGUUCAUUUUAAUUGCACGUUUCUUCGCACCGGCAGAUGCUGCAGGGCUUCUGGCGAGAACUCCGCGACUUUGGAGCUAUCGGCACGCUCGCCUUGAACAUCGCCUGCACGUGCUAAAGUCGCAAGGUCAGCUGUCCAAACUUGCCGGCGCCAUGGCUUUGGGGUCAGAUGCCUUCAACCGCAGAUUCCCAACUUCACGGCUGCCGACUCAGUGGCAAACCAUCUCGCUUCGACAAGAGCCUUGCGGAUAG
This is a messenger RNA of Symbiodinium sp. CCMP2592, 6252 nucleotides long. The record is from the annotation of a GenBank genome assembly. Lineage: Eukaryota; Dinophyceae; Suessiales; Symbiodiniaceae.